This is a messenger RNA of Pleuronectes platessa (European plaice), 5884 nucleotides long. RefSeq names its product Rho GTPase activating protein 17a (gene arhgap17a). Gene Ontology annotation, molecular function: GTPase activator activity; protein binding. Gene Ontology annotation, cellular component: intracellular anatomical structure; cytoplasm; cytosol. The transcript is spliced from 21 exons. The coding region runs from base 497 to 3169 and encodes 890 amino acids. Gene Ontology annotation, biological process: regulation of Rac protein signal transduction; regulation of actin cytoskeleton organization; positive regulation of GTPase activity. Lineage: Eukaryota; Metazoa; Chordata; Actinopteri; Pleuronectiformes; Pleuronectidae. The record is from RefSeq and is a predicted model, not a curated record.
GGCGGAGGUGAGUCGCCGCUGUUCGCUCGGCUCCCUGCUCCGCGCUGGGGAGACAGAAAAAAGCGGCCGACGGAUUAAACGCAGCGUUAGCUCGCCGGCUAACGGUCAGCGCAGCAGCCGAGAAAGCGCCAUGAGCACCCGUCCGGAGGUGGCGAAAGUUACUCCUGGACUUUAGCGGCGUGGAAGAACGAGGUUCGCGGGGGUCAUGCCGUCUCCACCCGCGGGGACUUUGAACUAGUGUUUCCACUUGUGGGGGGGUGGUGGGGUUUUAAGCCUAGCUCCAGUGGCUAGCGAAGGCUGCUACGAACUCUUUUUAAUUGGCUCCGGGGCUGCUCCAUGGCUCCCGCUGCUUUCUCCCUGUCAUAGCGGCGGCGAGGGAGGGAGGGAGGGAGGGGAAAGUGAGCACGGGGACGAGGCGACCCACCCCGGGGAACUUCAUGAGCCGGGCUUCGACGCGUUUCUUCGGGGAGAAGACGAGGCUGGCCACGGAGCGAAGAUGAAGAAGCAGUUCAAUCGGAUGAAGCAGCUCGCGAAUCAAACAGUUGGCAGAGCGGAGAAAACAGAAGUCCUCAGUGAUGACCUCCUGCAGAUCGAACGGCGCAUGGAGUUGGUGCGGGUGGUGUCCCACAACACACACAAGAGGAUGGUGUCCUGUCUACAGGGACACAUCGGUGCGGACGCAGAGAAGAGACAUUCCGUACCACGCCUCUAUACAGGAAAUGGUCAGAAAAAGCUUCCUCUGACGGCUCUGUCCCAAGCGAUGGUGGAAGGUGGUAACCAACUGGGAGAAGACUCCUUGAUAGGGAAGAUGAUGGAAGUGUGCGGUGAGGCAGAGAAUCGUCUGGCAUCAGAAUUGAUGCAACAUGAGUUGCAGAUAGAGAAGGACGUUCUGGAUCCACUCAGCCAGCUAGCAGAGGUGGACAUACCCAACAUCCUGAAGCAGAGGAAACAGCUGGCCAAGUUAGUGCUGGACUACGAUUCUGCCAGAGCAAGAUGGUUGCAGGCAACCAAGUCAAUAAUCUCAGGAACAAAUACACAUUCACUGACGGCCAAGGCUGACCUACUCAAGGAGGAGGUGGAUGAGGCCAUGAACAAAGUGGAGCUUUGCAAGGAUCAACUUGCUGCCGACAUGUACAGUUUUUUCUCAAAGGAAGGCGACUAUGCCCGUUACUUUGUAAUGCUCUUGGAAGCUCAAGCUGAUUACCACAGAAAGUCUCUCACUCUUCUGGAGAGCGUCUUGCCCACCAUCCAGGCUCAACAAGACUCGUGGACAGAGAAGCCUGCGUUUGGCACGGGGCUGGAUGAACACCUGAAGAGAUGUGGAAGGGAGAUCGCUCUGCCAUUAGAGGCCUGCGUCAUGAUGCUUCUGGAGACUGGCAUGAAGGAAGAGGGUCUAUUCAGAAUCGCAGCAGGAGCGUCCAAGCUGAAGAAGCUAAAGGCGGCACUGGACUGUUCCACUUCACAACUGGAAGAGUUCUACUCCGACCCCCACGCUGUUGCUGGAGCACUGAAGUCCUACCUGAGGGAGCUCCCAGAACCUCUGAUGAACUACCAGCUUUAUGAUGAAUGGAUCCAGGCAUCCAGUGUGACAGACCCAGACAAGAGGCUCCAGGCACUCUGGGUUGUAUGUGAUAAGCUACCAAAGAACAACAAAUCCAACCUGAGGUAUCUGGUGAAGUUUUUAGCCAAACUGGCUCAGGACAGCGAGACAAACAAGAUGACUGCGAGCAACCUCGCCAUUGUCCUGGGACCCAAUCUGCUCUGGGCCAAAACUGAGGGGAGUCUGGCUGAAAUGGCUGCAGCUACCUCUGUGCACGUGGUGACCAUCGUUGAGCCCAUUAUCCAGCAUGCAGACUGGUUCUUUCCUGAGGAGGUAGACUUCAACGUGUCCGGCAUGUUUGCAAUGCCCAUACCUGCAUCAAACCACAACAAUCACCUGGACUAUGACUGCAGCACCAUUGAGAGGAAGAGGCCUGGCAGUUCGAUGGGACCCGAGAACGACACAACGCGCAAAGACAACACCCCUAACAAGCACUCGGACCACACCCUCCGUAGAGGCAGUCACACCUUAGGUAGAAAGCAGCACACAUCACCUGCCUUCCAGCCUCCUUUACCCCCUGUGGAGGCUCCAGGGCAGGGGCACGGGGCUGGGCAGGUCCCCCAGCCCUCAGCCGAGCCCCAGCCACAAGCUCCUCCAGGGGGGGCGGGGCCUGACGCUGGCCAGCAUAGCUUGGCGCAGAGUUUGGCUGCUCUCGCAGCAGCUCAGCAGCUUCUAGCCCAGCACACAGAAGAGCUCAGCAACCCAAGGCUACGUGACUCCACAUCCGGCCCGACCCCUCAGCUCCAGAGGAAUGGCUCUGGAGGAGGGGGCCAGGCUGUGGGACACAUGGGCACUGGAAACUCUGGGUCUGGAUCCAUGGGGCCCAGCCCUCACACGCUGCGCAGAGGUACCAAGAAACAGGCUCCUCCCCCUCCUAAACCUACAAACCCCCCUCCAGGCCAGCCCUGUAAUUCAGUAAACCACAACUCCUUGUCAGGCUCCUCCCAGUCCCUCAGCCCGACCCCUAGACCUCUGUCCAGCCACUCCCCCACCUCGCCCACCUCUCCGACCUCCCAGCCAUGUGCCACGCCUAGACGCCACUCCAGCAACCAGCCACCGAUCCAGGCGCCCAGCCAUCCGCCCCCGGAGCCACCGACACCGACCAGUCCCCUGAUGCCGCUCGCAUCACUGGGCCAGUCCGGCGGGGACCAGCAGAGCUCGGACCCCUCUCCUCCCAGCACCCCGACCCCUCCAGACACCCCUCCGCCCUCCACCGCCACCCAGGAUGCAGUCGCUCCUCCGUCCCCGUCGCCCUACCAGUCGGGCUCUCUUCCCCGGCCGCGACCCGUCCCCAAGCCCCGGAACAGACCCAACGUCCCACCGCCGCCCCAACCCAGCACACUGACUGGAGACACUAAUGGGAUCUGUGCCACUGCAUACAAGAUGAUGGACCCGGCCAUGUCUUUCAAAGGGCUGAGUCGAGCGUUGGUCCCUGAGUUCGCUGUAGAGCAGCAGCCAGUGAUGAGCCCUUCAUCCUCCUCCUCCUCAUCUUCCUCCUCCUCCUCCUCCUCCUCAAUGCUGCCUCCUCCCAAUGACUGUGACCUGGACACCGAGAGCACCGUCCUAUAAGGAGGAGACAAUGACACACUCUGGUCCCGAAACACCCCUCACACACCUCCUCUCAUCAUACACACACCUCAGUUAGUCUCCUUCUGUUUCCUGCAGCCCUCCUCACACUGAGACCAUCCUCCGCUGCUGUCCAGCACCAUGACCGACUCUUAACGUGACAUAACGCAUUUAUGUUCAUGAUGGACCUCACAGUGCUCUCAGUGAAUAAUGGCUGGGCUAGAUGAUUGUUUGAAAGGCUGCUACAGCCAUAGACUUAGCUCUCUUUUCAAUGUACACAAACGAUUCACAUCAUUUGGAGUCACAGUAGGGAUCGUGGUGCAGAGCCGCUGUAUCCAGGCUCAGCUGACACGCUCGGCCAAUCCUGAGUCGAUCUCAGCUGUCAAUCAGGACGUUUCACCCCAUUUUUAUAGCAUUAAAUAACUAAUUAAACCCCCUGAACAAGAACUACCUAAAAUGAUAAAAAAAUCGAUUGACCUGACUUUAUUUUGCUCCAUGUCCCAUCCACUAAGCAGGCAGGGAUUAUGACCUAUACUUCAGCCAGCCACCAGGUGGCAAUCAAGAUGAGUUUGCUCCAACGGUGCUGAUUUUUGAUCGUUUAUGUCAUUGUGUGUUAAAUACACACUUUCUAACUAUCGCAACUUAGUCAGCACGUUGUUGUCGGUAUGUUUGAUUAACCUGCAAGUUAACUAGUGUAGCUAAAGCUCAGUAACAUCACUUACUGUUAAAACUACAGACGCAGAUUAGCAGUAGGUUAUUUUUACUUUCUACAUUAAUUAUCUUACAAAUACUAUAUAGUUGCUGAAAGUCAAUGAAUGGGCAAACAUUUUCAUAAUCGAUUAGGUUUUAAGCAAGAUGCCAAAAUGAACUGGUUCCAGCUUUUUUUCAGUCUUCCUUGAUAAUUAAUAUGAUCUUUGUCUCAAGGCACAUCACCAGAUUUGACAAUUCACUUUCACUCGUGGUGGAAUUGAACUGACCUCGAAUCAGUUUCUUUCUGCUUCGCUCGUUUCAAACUCAAGCUGUCAGCCAUUAUUCACUCACUGAGUCGUUUUGACUACCAUGAAGGUGCCACGUGUCUUUGUGAGGAGACGUGUGACACACACACAGACACACACACAUACACAGACACACACACCUCCAUCUUCAUACCACGCUCCCUGCAGAAUGACCUCCAGACAAUCAAACAGCAGAGCGGGAGGACAGAAGAUUCACCAGUGACGCUAUCAGACAUUGAUACGUAGCAAUAUGAAGCACGGCCACUGACUGUGAACAGAAAGGAAUGGGUUGUGAGGUGAUGGGUUUGGUUGGGUGGGGGGGAACUUUGUGAAAGCCACAAUAUGGACUGACGAGACCCCUGUUUGGAAUUAUCGUGUGAGGUGUUUUUUUGCAUUUUGUACUGUUGAAGAAAUGGCCUUAGAAGAAGAUGAAGAAAAAGGGGGGGUAUAUCUACAGCAUGGGGUGUAGGGGUGGUCGGGGAUCAGCAGGUGAAGUAACUGUUGCUUAUCAUGUAACUGGUGACUGCAGGUUUCCAGUCGUCGAUUUCCCCUCCUUUGUUCUUUAUUUUUCUUUGUAAGGAAACCCUCCCUCCCCUGAAUCCUCUGUCACUCAUGUAUUUAUUUACCAAGUUCUGAAAACACACACAUUCCCUGUGGCUAGACUUAAUUAAUUCAGUCUUUAAAAUGUAAAUCAUGCCUUAUGGGUUCCUCACAGAACCCCCCUAAUAAGCAUUAUAUGAUAUUAUCUAUUUACUGUACGGAGGAUGUACCUGGCUCCCAGUACUUACAGUAUUUUCCAAGAAGCUGUCUUGGCAACAGUUGUGUUUCAGGGAUGUGAGGACGGUGACUCAGCAGCAGCAGUCGUGUGUAUGUGAGUGUGAGUGUGUGUGUGUGUGUGUGUGGGUGGUUCUGUGUCGUGCCUCGGGAGAUGUGUAUUUAAAUGUUUUGACUUGUUUGGGUUGUUUUCUUUUUACGAAGCAGAAGUAGCAGCGUGAAGCCUGGACACAAUCAGUAUUUUAGCCUUCCAUCCGUCUCUUUGAUUUCUCUGGUUGUUUGCCGGGACGUUACACACAACAGACUGUGAGUGUGUGUGUGAGUGAGUGAAUGUAGUGAAAGGAGAGUUUUGAAACCAGCCUCUUGAUCCUGAAGAGAAAGACACGUGAUAAAAACAGCUGAUAUUGCACUUGGGCGCAGGCCAAUGAGUGGUUUCCUGGUUUAGAGGUAUUUUUCUUAUUUCCAGUCUCUCCCACUGAGCUGAGGGCACACGCCGUUGUGAUCCCUCAGUAGUGACGUGGCGUCAGAUUGAUGUGGUUCUUUUCCGCCAGGUCAAACGAUGAAGAAAAAAUGGCUUUAUUAUAUUUUCUGUGUAAGCUUUUGGAUUAUUUUUUUCUUUUCUGGCCUCAAACGUAAUGCAGAGUCCCGUUCCCAGAGAGCCGACUCGACAUGGUACCUAUGGAGAGAGUCUCGGAUGCUGCGGUUGGAUCGUCCUACCCCCCCCCCCCUCCCGUACCUCGCUGCCUUAUCCCUGCGCAUCAAGCUCGAAGCUUCUUUAACGACAGAAAGCUGCAUUGAAACUAGAGACGAUGAUGAUGAUGCUGCGUUUUUCAGCUCCAUAGUUUUUGUACGUUGGCUGUUUGGUCGGCUUCAAUGUGGAAUAGAAACAUGUAAUAGGAAUGCUUGGUUAUACCCCCUUUCCAAAGAAAUAAAGUAUAUGAAGAAACUA